CUCGAACUAAACUGGAAUCACCUAAUUGCCGUGUACGUGAUCUAAUUUGAUAUGAGACUCUAAUCAGCAGUUUUGAAAUAUUUUAAACACGUGUUGAAUAUAUAUAAAAGCCGAUCGAUUCGGGCUUAUUAUUGUCACCGGUGGAACAUAUAAUUCACCAUGAAGAUCGCUCUGGUCCUUCUUUCAAUUGUGCUUGCAGUUAGCUGCACACCAAAAUCCUACAAUGGAUACCAAGUUUGGCGUGUCACGCCAAAAAGCCAAGAGGCUUUGGACUUGUUAAUGCAUUUGCGCAAUGCUGGCAACGAAUACAUCUUCUGGAAUGACAACGCUUUGGUAGGCCGUCCCAUUGACAUCAUGGUACCUCCAACCAGGCACUCUGCUUUCUUCAGCAUGCUCAACGCUACAGCCGCUGAUAGUGAAUUAUUCAUGAACGACGUUCAAUAUUUCAUUGAUCAUGAAAGACCAAAGAACAGGAAGGCUCGUGUGUUCGACUGGACCGAUUAUGGUACCCUUGAUGAGGUCCACGCAUGGCUGGCUGAACUUGCAGAUAAAUACGACGAAGUUGAAUUGGUUGAAGCUGGUCACAGUUAUGAAGGUCGCAAGAUCGUGGGUGUGAAGGUUUCUUACAGCCCUGAAAACGAAAAUCGCGGCAUCUUCCUUGAGGGUGGUAUCCACGCUCGUGAAUGGAUCUCAUCAGCUGUAGUCACCUACACUUUGAAUGAGAUUCUCACCAGUCAAGAUCCGGAAGUCCGUGCCUUGGCCGAAAGCCACGAUUGGUAUGUCUUCCCCAACAUCAACCCUGAUGGUUACGUCUACACCUUCGAAGAAGAUCGUAUGUGGCGUAAGACCAGAACCCCAUACAAUGGUUGCUACGGUGCUGAUCCAAACAGGAACUGGGGCUGGAAGUGGAAUACCGCUGGUGCCUCCAGCUACCCCUGCUCUGAAACCUACGCUGGACCUUCUGAGUUCUCCGAAGUUGAAAUGAGGACUUUGUCCGAAUACAUUUCCACCAUUGGUCACAAAUUGGAAGCUUACAUUGCUCACCACUCCUACUCGCAAUACCUCCUUAUUCCAUUCGGUCUUUACAACGAAUACCCCGACAACUACGAUGAAUUGUACUCUGUUGGUGUUACCGCCAUGAAAGCAUUGAAAAGCGUGCAUGGAACCGAAUUCAUUCCCGGCCAAAUUGUUGAUUUGUUGUACGAGGCUUCCGGUGGUUCUAUGGAUUGGGUCAAGGGUGUCUUUGAUACCAGAAUUACCUACACCUAUGAGUUGAGAGAUACCGGUCGCUAUGGCUUCGUUUUGCCUGCUAACCAGAUCAUUCCCUCUGGAGAAGAGAACAUGAAGGCCCUGAUCACCAUGUUCCAGGAGUUCGAGAAGAGGAACAUUGUUGUUGUAUUAGUUCGGAACCUCCCGCUAAUUACAUUUUUAUUACUGACCUCAAAAAUGAGGUCUAAAUUGUUUAUUUUGAUUCUCGUAUCAGUAUCAAUUGCCGAGGUAGUGAAAUACCAUGGUUAUCGCGUAUACAGAACAAAAGUGUCGACGGAAAACGACUAUGACGAUUUAUUAGCUUUGGAAAACAAUCAAAAUUACACUAUCUGGUCCAGCCUUUCUGGUUCUAGCCAACAUGUAGAUGUAAUGGUCUCUCCGGAACAUACGAAUAACUUUCUGAAAACGUUUCCAUUUGCGGAACUGUUUAUAGAUGAUGUUCAAACGUUGAUUGACAACGAAAGACCAGCGUCGAUGAGAAAAUCAUUACGUGUUGGUUCAAUGGAUUGGGAAAGUUACCAUACUUAUGAAGACAUAAAGAAAUGGCUUAAACAGUUAGAACAAGAACAUCCUGGUGUUGUGACGGUACAAACUGUUGGUAAAUCCUAUGAAGGACGUGAUAUUGUAUGUGCACAUGUGUCUUAUAACGCAGCGAAUAAACAAAAAACAGUAAUGUUAGAAGGUGGAAUGCAUGCGCGUGAAUGGAUUGGUGUUGCUUCAGUGACUUAUAUAUUGAAUGAAGUGUUAAAUUCAAAAGAUAAAACAUUUCGAGAUAUUGCCGAAAGUCACGAUUGGCAUAUAUGUCCCAUUUUUAAUCCCGAUGGAUAUAGUUAUACGUUCACAAAUAAUCGAAUGUGGCGUAAAACUAGGAAACCUUAUGGUUUCUGUUAUGGCGCAGAUCCAAACAGAAAUUGGGAUUAUAAUUGGCGAAGCUCAUGGAAUCCUUGUGCUGAGACAUAUCCCGGCUCGAGAGCAUUUUCUGAACCGGAAACAAAAGCUAUAUCAGAGCAUCUAAAAAAACUCGGUCCCGAUUUAAUAUCAUACUUUUCAUUCCACUCUUAUUCACAACUUCUAUUAAUUCCAUAUGGCGACAGCGCAGCUCAUAGAGAUAACUACGAUGAAUUGUUCUCAGUAGGAAAGAGAAUGGUUGAAGAAAUAAAUGAGUUUGGAACUGAAUAUCAAGUUGGAAAUAUUGUAGAAAUUCUGUAUCCAGCUUAUGGAAACAACGUGGAUUGGGUAAAAAAUAGUUUUAAAACUAGAAUGACCUAUAUUUAUGAACUAAGAGACACAGGAAAGUAUGGUUUUCUGUUGCCACCUGAUUUAAUUAUUCCUUCCGCAAAAGAAGCAUUGACAGGUUUAGUUACAAUGUUUCAAGAAUUUCAAAAAAUUGAUAAUAAUGUGGUUGGGUAAUACAUAAAUGCAACUUUAACAAUAAUAAGUACUUGGUUUAAACCAAAAUUGCUCUCAAUAAAAUAAAUCAUUUUACGAUAA
Dalotia coriaria is the source of this 2760-nucleotide messenger RNA. RefSeq lists its product as uncharacterized. Gene Ontology annotation, molecular function: zinc ion binding; metallocarboxypeptidase activity. Gene Ontology annotation, biological process: proteolysis. NCBI's taxonomy places the organism in Eukaryota, Metazoa, Arthropoda, Insecta, Coleoptera, Staphylinidae. The record is from RefSeq and is a predicted model, not a curated record.